AUGGAAGUUGUGAAGGGUGAAUGGCUUCCUUCGGGCGAGACUUUGAAUGGUUCAAAGCUGCGGCAUCGAAAGCUGAUGGGUCAACAACCCUCCAUCACCGAAAGAGGGGAUUCAGAGUACAACACUGAAAACAUCGAUCCGCUAGACUCAUCAUCUUUUGAACAUUCAACCGGGCCUUCAGUCCCUUUACUAAUGCUGAAUGAAGUAAUAGGCAGAGAAAAUAUUAACUUCUUCAGCCUCUUGGAUGGUAGUGUCCAUGGAGUAAAGAUGCCUCCUGAGUUACGCGGGGCUCUCUGCGUUGGAUCUUCCCAUGGUUGGCUGCUGAUGUCUCUUGCUGUUCCAACUAAGAGUAACAGUUUUUUCACUCAUAUCCUGUCGUUGCCGAAGGAAGUUCGGAUUAAGAAUUUUCUCUUCAACCCAUUCAAUAAAGACGCAAUCCAUCUUCCAUCCCAGACAACUCUGCCAUUAUAUGGUUCUGAUGAUCAAAUAUUCAUUCGAAAAUCCAUUUUAUCUUGUGCACCCACUUCUGAUAACCUUGCAGCUGGGAAGUGCAUGGUUGUGAUAAUAUGUUAUUAUGGGAAUUUGGCAUUUUGUAAACCAGGAGACACAUCAUGGUCCAUCUUGGAUUCGACUAAGAGAGGAUUUUCACAUGUAGAUGCUGUGUUCUAUGAGGAAAAGUUAUAUGCCAUCAGGAGAGAUGAGAACCUCAGCAUCUUUAAUGGACUAGGAAGUGGUGAAGUAACAAGAAUCAAUAUGGUUUCUCCUACAGAUCGUGAAACUGCUAUUCCUAUAUUCCUUGUGGAUGGCCAGAAAGUUCCGCUAGGUGAAAAUCAAACUAUGUACUUGGUGCCAUCUAACGGGGAUCUGAUUAUGGUUUUGAGAAUUUGGAAUUAUGAACCCGAGAAUGAUAGACAAAUAUUGUGCCCUAUCCGAACUGUUCAGUUCAAGGUGUUCAAGUUAGAUUGCAGCAUUCCACAAUGGGUUGAGAUCAAGAGCUUAGGGGAUAAAAUGUUGUUCUUGGGUACAAGCUGCUCAAAAUCUUAUUCAGCUGCUAAACAUGGGUUCAAAGGGAAUUCAAUUUUUUUCACAGAUGACAAUUUUGAUGCAUAUCUUCAUGAAGAAGAUAGACCCAGUGAGUUACGUGACAUGGGACUUUUUCGAUUAGACAAGGGAAGCAUUGACCCAUACUUUCUAAGUAGGAUCAAUUCAUUUUCCUCUAGGUUCAUAUGGGUUGAUGAACUUUCCUGUGUUGACUGA
Cornus florida is the source of this 1257-nucleotide messenger RNA. RefSeq names its product probable F-box protein At1g44080. The record is from RefSeq and is a predicted model, not a curated record. The transcript has 2 exons. Bases 1 to 1257 code for a protein of 418 amino acids. NCBI's taxonomy places the organism in Eukaryota, Viridiplantae, Streptophyta, Magnoliopsida, Cornales, Cornaceae.